This is a messenger RNA of Arabidopsis arenosa, 4935 nucleotides long. NCBI's taxonomy places the organism in Eukaryota, Viridiplantae, Streptophyta, Magnoliopsida, Brassicales, Brassicaceae. The record is from the annotation of a GenBank genome assembly.
GCAUUGUUUGUUGUUGUAACAGUGACGUAUGGUCAUUGUAGAGAGAGAGAGAGUAAUGUUCUGGUGAUGUGCUAGAGCUCUCCUCGAGAGACAAAUUGUAUCAAUUCUUUUCAUUGUUAAUAAAGAUUACGGUUUGUUUCUAUCAAUUGGUGCGUUCGUGAUCGAGAUCGAAGUCUUCGCAAGAAAAGUUAGGGUUUGACGAUUUGGGGGUUUUGUGAAAUCGAAGAAAUUUCAGAUCAGAGAUGGUGAUGACACAAGAAUUGCCGACUAUUACAGAGUUAUCUGAUGCGGAACAAACGGCGGCGUCGUUAACGGAGGUUCAUGAACAGUUGACAGAUAUGAGUAACAAGAUUCGUCGUUCGGAUUCGAGGACAGAUUCAAAGUUGGAGUCUUUGCGAGUUGAUUUGAGUGCAAAGAUUGGGGUUCAUGAUCAGCAGUUGGUCGAUAUAGGACGCAAGCUGGAUUUGGUGCUUUGUGCGUUACCGGGAAUAGCGACGGUGCAAGAAAUUGGCGGAUCUAGCCAUGGUGGAGCCCCAAGAUCGCAAGAUCGGCCUAACCAGAAACCACGCAACUUACCUGAGAUGGUAGCAGAGGCUAGAGCAAUGGAGUCUAGUAUCAUAAGAAGAGUGGUGAAAAAGGAGUUAUUACUGGCCAAUAAAGAGAAUUAUGAAGCUGAUAGUAAAAGUAAUACAACUUUUAACACUAAUACAUGGAAAAUGAAGUCUAUUGCCACAGAUUCUGUCCAAAUGUCUCUAAAAUCAUUGUCUAGUGGUUUUACAUUAAGCACAAAAGGAGUGGAAGUGGAGUUGUGUAACCAGCAGUUGUUACAGGCAGAAGGGCAGCCAUUGACUGAAGGACUUCAAGAAGUGUUGACAAAGUAUGAUCAGGUGUUUGAGAUCCCUACAGGGCUACCUCCAAUCAGAGGAAGAGAGCACUCCAUUAAUCUCUUACCUGGGAAUAAUGCGAUCAGUGUCAGGCCAUAUAGAUAUCCACAUGCACAGAAAGAAAUCAUGGAGAAGAUGGUUCAGGAGAUGCUGGAUUCUGAUCUGUUCACGGAAGAAGAUGAAGUGAUAAUUGAACCUGAAACAGUGAUUGAGACUCGUUAUAAUGCCAAUGGUGUUCUGGAAGCUUUAGUUCAUUGGAGAGGACUGCCUGAUCAUGAGAAUACAUGGGAAGUGGUGAAGGAUUUACAGAGACAGUAUCCUACUUUGGCGCUUGAGGACAAGCUGCGUUUCGAAGGGGGGGGUAUUGAUAAGCUCCAUAACGUGUAUAUAAGGAAGAAGAGUAGAGAAGCAACACGUGUACAAGAAGAAAAGAGCACAUCAGAGAUGGUGAUGACACAAGAAUUGCCGACUAUUACAGAGUUAUCUGAUGCGGAACAAACGGCGGCGUCGUUAACGGAGGUUCAUGAACAGUUGACAGAUAUGAGUAACAAGAUUCGUCGUUCGGAUUCGAGGACAGAUUCAAAGUUGGAGUCUUUGCGAGUUGAUUUGAGUGCAAAGAUUGGGGUUCAUGAUCAGCAGUUGGUCGAUAUAGGACGCAAGCUGGAUUUGGUGCUUUGUGCGUUACCGGGAAUAGCGACGGUGCAAGAAAUUGGCGGAUCUAGCCAUGGUGGAGCCCCAAGAUCGCAAGAUCGGCCUAACCAGAAACCACGCAACUUACCUGAGAUGGUAGCAGAGGCUAGAGCAAUGGAGUCUAGUAUCAUAAGAAGAGUGGUGAAAAAGGAGUUAUUACUGGCCAAUAAAGAGAAUUAUGAAGCUGAUAGUAAAAGUAAUACAACUUUUAACACUAAUACAUGGAAAAUGAAGUCUAUUGCCACAGAUUCUGUCCAAAUGUCUCUAAAAUCAUUGUCUAGUGGUUUUACAUUAAGCACAAAAGGAGUGGAAGUGGAGUUGUGUAACCAGCAGUUGUUACAGGCAGAAGGGCAGCCAUUGACUGAAGGACUUCAAGAAGUGUUGACAAAGUAUGAUCAGGUGUUUGAGAUCCCUACAGGGCUACCUCCAAUCAGAGGAAGAGAGCACUCCAUUAAUCUCUUACCUGGGAAUAAUGCGAUCAGUGUCAGGCCAUAUAGAUAUCCACAUGCACAGAAAGAAAUCAUGGAGAAGAUGGUUCAGGAGAUGCUGGAUUCUGAUCUGUUCACGGAAGAAGAUGAAGUGAUAAUUGAACCUGAAACAGUGAUUGAGACUCGUUAUAAUGCCAAUGGUGUUCUGGAAGCUUUAGUUCAUUGGAGAGGACUGCCUGAUCAUGAGAAUACAUGGGAAGUGGUGAAGGAUUUACAGAGACAGUAUCCUACUUUGGCGCUUGAGGACAAGCUGCGUUUCGAAGGGGGGGGUAUUGAUAAGCUCCAUAACGUGUAUAUAAGGAAGAAGAGUAGAGAAGCAACACGUGUACAAGAAGAAAAGAGCACAUCAGAGAUGGUGAUGACACAAGAAUUGCCGACUAUUACAGAGUUAUCUGAUGCGGAACAAACGGCGGCGUCGUUAACGGAGGUUCAUGAACAGUUGACAGAUAUGAGUAACAAGAUUCGUCGUUCGGAUUCGAGGACAGAUUCAAAGUUGGAGUCUUUGCGAGUUGAUUUGAGUGCAAAGAUUGGGGUUCAUGAUCAGCAGUUGGUCGAUAUAGGACGCAAGCUGGAUUUGGUGCUUUGUGCGUUACCGGGAAUAGCGACGGUGCAAGAAAUUGGCGGAUCUAGCCAUGGUGGAGCCCCAAGAUCGCAAGAUCGGCCUAACCAGAAACCACGCAACUUACCUGAGAUGGUAGCAGAGGCUAGAGCAAUGGAGUCUAGUAUCAUAAGAAGAGUGGUGAAAAAGGAGUUAUUACUGGCCAAUAAAGAGAAUUAUGAAGCUGAUAGUAAAAGUAAUACAACUUUUAACACUAAUACAUGGAAAAUGAAGUCUAUUGCCACAGAUUCUGUCCAAAUGUCUCUAAAAUCAUUGUCUAGUGGUUUUACAUUAAGCACAAAAGGAGUGGAAGUGGAGUUGUGUAACCAGCAGUUGUUACAGGCAGAAGGGCAGCCAUUGACUGAAGGACUUCAAGAAGUGUUGACAAAGUAUGAUCAGGUGUUUGAGAUCCCUACAGGGCUACCUCCAAUCAGAGGAAGAGAGCACUCCAUUAAUCUCUUACCUGGGAAUAAUGCGAUCAGUGUCAGGCCAUAUAGAUAUCCACAUGCACAGAAAGAAAUCAUGGAGAAGAUGGUUCAGGAGAUGCUGGAUUCUGAUCUGUUCACGGAAGAAGAUGAAGUGAUAAUUGAACCUGAAACAGUGAUUGAGACUCGUUAUAAUGCCAAUGGUGUUCUGGAAGCUUUAGUUCAUUGGAGAGGACUGCCUGAUCAUGAGAAUACAUGGGAAGUGGUGAAGGAUUUACAGAGACAGUAUCCUACUUUGGCGCUUGAGGACAAGCUGCGUUUCGAAGGGGGGGGUAUUGAUAAGCUCCAUAACGUGUAUAUAAGGAAGAAGAGUAGAGAAGCAACACGUGUACAAGAAGAAAAGAGCACAUCAGAGAUGGUGAUGACACAAGAAUUGCCGACUAUUACAGAGUUAUCUGAUGCGGAACAAACGGCGGCGUCGUUAACGGAGGUUCAUGAACAGUUGACAGAUAUGAGUAACAAGAUUCGUCGUUCGGAUUCGAGGACAGAUUCAAAGUUGGAGUCUUUGCGAGUUGAUUUGAGUGCAAAGAUUGGGGUUCAUGAUCAGCAGUUGGUCGAUAUAGGACGCAAGCUGGAUUUGGUGCUUUGUGCGUUACCGGGAAUAGCGACGGUGCAAGAAAUUGGCGGAUCUAGCCAUGGUGGAGCCCCAAGAUCGCAAGAUCGGCCUAACCAGAAACCACGCAACUUACCUGAGAUGGUAGCAGAGGCUAGAGCAAUGGAGUCUAGUAUCAUAAGAAGAGUGGUGAAAAAGGAGUUAUUACUGGCCAAUAAAGAGAAUUAUGAAGCUGAUAGUAAAAGUAAUACAACUUUUAACACUAAUACAUGGAAAAUGAAGUCUAUUGCCACAGAUUCUGUCCAAAUGUCUCUAAAAUCAUUGUCUAGUGGUUUUACAUUAAGCACAAAAGGAGUGGAAGUGGAGUUGUGUAACCAGCAGUUGUUACAGGCAGAAGGGCAGCCAUUGACUGAAGGACUUCAAGAAGUGUUGACAAAGUAUGAUCAGGUGUUUGAGAUCCCUACAGGGCUACCUCCAAUCAGAGGAAGAGAGCACUCCAUUAAUCUCUUACCUGGGAAUAAUGCGAUCAGUGUCAGGCCAUAUAGAUAUCCACAUGCACAGAAAGAAAUCAUGGAGAAGAUGGUUCAGGAGAUGCUGGAUUCUGGGGUUAGGGCUGCAAAUUUGGAUACAUCUGUUCAAGCAGCUGAUUCUCUUAUGAAACUCGUAUCGAAACUGAAGCAAACAUCGAUUUUUUCAGGAUUUGCAUCGCUUAACGAUCAUGUAGAACAAAGAAUAGAAGAGUUUGAUCAAGAGGCCGAGAAGACAAAUCGAUUGUUGGCUAGAAUAGCUGAUGAUGCAUCUGCCAGUCUUAAAGAGCUCGAGUCUCACCAUUACUCUUCUCCUCAAAGAUUGACUCUGAUAUAGAAAUGGCUGGAGCCAGCAGUCUGGUGAAACCGAUUAAAUAGUUGUCUCAUAAACCAGAGGUAACGGCAUUAGAAGCCAUCGGAGGAUAUGCAGUUUGUUUGUAGUCAUGUGGGCAAUCGUUUUGGACAAUCCUUCCCCCCGUUGAUCACAUUUCCUCCGAUACUUGCUUUUUCGUUGAUUCAUGUAUAAUCUAUUGUUCUCACAUAUUACUUAGCAAUCUUAAAUGUUCCAGUCUGAUGAACAAGCAUUUGAUGUUUUCAUCAUAGAUUAGUGAUUUUGUGUUGUGUAUCCUCUUGUAUUGUUCUACUUUUAUGUGAAAUUCCAAUCUCUUAACCUGCAAAGCAUAUCCUCAAAGUAAAACCUUUUUUUUUGU